CGUUGAAGGGAACGUUUUGGAGGAGGCUCAUUUCUUCCAUCCCUUCAUCCAUACAGUCGUGCACCUAUCAUCUAGAGCCUCCGACUGAGCCUCUCGAGGUCUCUGGUUCCUCUCUCGAAACUUUUUGUGCCAUAGGAAAGUCUUCCAGUGCCAUUCGAUCGAGCGGAUUCCAAGGGUUUGGGUGUGGGGUGGCGUAGCUCAACUGAACCCCACCGCCUGUUCUAAUAAGACGUCCCUUGUAUUUGCUCGUGGUAACUCUUUUUUUCGAGAGGAAGUGUUAUGAAAAUCAUUCGCACAAGGAGUGGGCAUCAGGAAUACUGCUGUACUAAGAGACUUCAUUAGUACAGGUCCAGGGAGUGGGAGUCGUUUCCACAGAUCCUGCAGAAUCAGUAUAAAGAGACGAUCGAACAUGAGCCCGGUCCCUCACUUGAACGAGAGGGUCGCUGCUGUACAGUUCAUUGAAGCUUGGUCAUCCCUUCCAUCUUCACUCGAAUACUGUGACUGCUGUGAGGUGGGGAACGAACCUAAUCUACAGGACGACAACUCCAACUCCAGCAACAAUACUUCUUCCAUCAUGUGUCAACAACGGCGAAAAAGUGAGAUCAACGGUGGCGUGGGUAAUUCUGGAGUGAACACCCAAAGGCGUUGCUCCACUUCCAAGGACGGGUCUUCAGUGCCACUAAAGAGGUCCUACAGCUCCUACCUCCGGCUUCCGAUCCCAUCUUCGAAAUACUACACAGAUGAAUCCAUGAAGAUUUGGAAACAGAUGAAGAGCUCAAACUCCUACUACUAUGCGUGGGGAGCCACCCGAGCUCGUCGAAUGCGGGAAAAAUCCUUCGCUCAAUGGCUUGGACCUCUUUGUCUUCCGAUGCUCCUUGUGAUUCAACCACUAUCCGAGGCCAAUCUGAGAAUUAGUUUAGCUCUCUUUGUUUUGGGAUUCCUGUGCUGGAAUCAGUACCAUCGGCGAUACCACAAAUUCUUCAGUCGGAAAGCUUGGCUCCGUGGACAGGAACGCCAUUGCGAGAAGUGUGAUUCCAGUCUCCUAGAACAAAUUGAGCAUCAGGUGAGGCCAGCGGUCAGCUGGCAUGUCAGAAGUCUUCGCCGGAUGCCAUGGAGGGUACUCUCCCGGAACGUGGGUCAUCUCAUCAAUGCCACUACAUUGUUCCCGUUGUGGGUGACGUGGGUGGUGAUUUGGUGCUACAUCCGAUUGUUUGGAUGUCGUCUGGAGGAAGCCGAGCGGGAUUCCAUUCGCCAGUACAUCAGCCUGGGAGAUUUCUUCUGCCGAAAGCUCAAGGACGGUGUCCGACCCAUUGCCUUGGAUAGUGCAGUGGUAUCUCCCGCCGAUGGAACCGUGACCUUCAGUGGCCAGUUCAAAUCGGGAUACUUGGAACAAGUCAAAGGCGUACAUUACUCCUUGAGCUAUUUCCUCGGACUAGAAAGCGUCGAGGGCAAUCACGGGUCUCUUCAUGCUGCUUCCACUCAGGAGUGUCUCUCCAGGCUCAUGGAGCACAAAGAUGGCAGUACAGCUCUAUUUCAGUGGGUCAUUUACCUCUCUCCGGGAGAUUACCAUCGUUUCCACUCCCCGGCCGAUUGGAGCAUAUCCAAGCGAAGACAUUUCCCCGGUGAACUUCUCAGUGUCAAGCCCAAUAUGGUGUCGGCCUUUCCUGGCCUUUUUCACGUCAACGAGCGAGUUGCUUGGAUGGGACAAUGGGAACACGGUUUCUUCUCCAUGACAGCUGUGGGAGCGACGAAUGUGGGCUCGAUUCAUGCCGAUUUUGACCCAGAAUUGAGGACCAACCAAGCAGUCACCCUGAAACGCGAAUGCACGAUGGCAACCGCGUGCUCUCGCCGGACCUUCCAUUUCAACGAAAGAAUUUAUCCGGAUCCCGUUCAAAUGCAAAGGGGUGACGAAUUUGGACAUUUUAAGUUUGGAUCCACCUUGGUGUUACUUUUCGAAGCUCCCAAGAGCUUCGCGUGGGACAAGGACAUCCAGAAUUCCAAGGAUUUGAGUUUCUUUAAAGUCCAAAUGGGACAGCCUUUGGCGACCAUGUAACACUGGACUUUGAAGUUUUGUCUCUCUCUUUUCAUCCUCAUUUAAAUAUCACCCCUUUUCAUUUUCAUGUGCAAUAAUCCAUACUUAUUAUCAUCAUAUUAGUAUCAUUUGGAACCCAACAAUUGGCAGCCUUAUUCGGACUUCCACAGAAUAAACUAUAUUUGUCGGUAAAAA
Messenger RNA from Tigriopus californicus, 2227 nucleotides. Its product is annotated as phosphatidylserine decarboxylase proenzyme, mitochondrial-like. The coding region runs from base 410 to 2053 and encodes 547 amino acids. Gene Ontology annotation, molecular function: phosphatidylserine decarboxylase activity. The transcript has 3 exons. NCBI's taxonomy places the organism in Eukaryota, Metazoa, Arthropoda, Copepoda, Harpacticoida, Harpacticidae. The record is from RefSeq and is a predicted model, not a curated record. Gene Ontology annotation, cellular component: mitochondrion. Gene Ontology annotation, biological process: phosphatidylethanolamine biosynthetic process.